This is a messenger RNA of Punica granatum (pomegranate), 603 nucleotides long. NCBI's taxonomy places the organism in Eukaryota, Viridiplantae, Streptophyta, Magnoliopsida, Myrtales, Lythraceae. The record is from RefSeq and is a predicted model, not a curated record.
AUGGCAGAACUCAUGGCCAUGCUCAAAGAUCAUAAUCGGGCUUCCUCAAGCUAUACUCUGCUUUCGGAGGACACCCCAACGGUUGACCCGAAUCCAGUGGUCCCGCCGACCUUUGUUUCGGAAAGCGAUGACGUAUCUUUCUCUGCAAUGACAUACGUACCGGCAAUCCAUCCGGUCAGCGAUCCUUUACCACCACCGCCUGCCCCUACAACGGUUCCUCUGCCACCAGCGGCUUUCCUGUUAACAGAUUCGGCUAUGCAUACGCUGUCACCUUUAGCUAUACCAGCUCAGCCUCCGGUUUACACCGUUCCGCUACCAACGGUUCUUACGGUGAUAAAUGCCCAGGCUCCUACUCCCACCAUGGACCCUUUCGCAUUCCAAGCUUCACAACCCCAAAUAAGCUUCUCCUACCUAGCUCCACCGCCUCUAAAUAUUCAUCGCUCUAAACCGAGCACGCCUACUCAGGCCGCCCCUACAGCUCCACUGACAAAUUUUCUCCCGGAAGCAGAAACAAAGCAGGAAAGGGGAAUGGAGAAAAUGGAGGAAACCAUCAGAGCCCUCCAAGACGGCACUUCCCGUCUUGAUUAUGGUGACUUUAACUAG